Phoenix dactylifera (date palm) is the source of this 1420-nucleotide messenger RNA. Its product is annotated as LOB domain-containing protein 41-like. The record is from RefSeq and is a predicted model, not a curated record. Gene Ontology annotation, biological process: regulation of gene expression. Lineage: Eukaryota; Viridiplantae; Streptophyta; Magnoliopsida; Arecales; Arecaceae.
AUCUUUUCCUCACUGCCCCCACCUUUUCCCCUUAUAUAUAUAUAUAGACAGCUACCUCGAGCUGACUCUAAGGAAACCCAAAGAAAGCGAUCUUUCGAUUCCAGAUUGAGAGAAGAAGGAGAGAGAAGAGAAGGAUUUUUUUUUGGCCAAUCAUCCAUCCAAUUCAAUUGGUCGAGCGACAGGAUGAGGAUGAGCUGCAACGGAUGCCGGGUGCUCCGCAAGGGGUGCAGCGAGAACUGCAGUAUCCGGCCGUGUCUUCAGUGGAUUAAGAACCCCGAGUCUCAGGCUAACGCCACCGUCUUCCUCGCUAAGUUCUACGGCCGUGCCGGGCUUAUGAACCUCAUUAACGCCGGCCCCGAGCACCUCCGUCCUGGAAUAUUUCGAUCACUGCUCUACGAAGCUUGCGGACGGAUUGUGAACCCGAUCUACGGCUCGGUCGGCCUGCUGGGGUCCGGCAGCUGGCAGCUCUGCCACGCGGCGGUGGAAGCGGUGCUCAAGGGCGCCCCCAUCAUGCAAAUCCCCUCCGAGACCGCCGCCUCCACCCCUGUUCCUCCCCUUAAAGCCUACGACAUCGACCAUGUCUCCAAGGAUCCCGACGCUGCCGCCCCCGUUCCUCCCCUCAAAGCCUACGACAUCCGCCAUAUCUCCAAGGAUACCGCCGCCGCCGCCGCCGUCUCCCGUGCCGCCGCGGAGCUCCACAGGAUCUCAAAGUCCCGGACCCGGUUCAAGCGCCCUGCUGCUGCGAAACGGAGGCCCGGAACCGUAUCGGUCGAGGUGGCCGAACCGGACUCGGGCCGGGAGUGUAACCUGAGCUGGCCCCGGUGCUACCCGGUCGACUUCCAGCGCGCACGGAGCCACGAGUCAGCCGCGAGCCAGGCGAUCGAGCCCACCACCGCGGCGGCCGUCGGCGGAGGGGAAGGGGAUAGCCGGGAGAGCGAGAGCGCGUUCUCCGGGGAGUCGGUUGGCGCGUCGCACGUGAGCCAGGGCGAGCCGAACCUCGGCGAGGAGAGCGAGGUGGGGCUGGAACUGACCCUGGGGUUCGAACCGGUUGCAAGGGCCGGCCGGACCGUCCGGCCCGCGGCGGAGUCGCGGUGCGUCGUGAGCAGCUGGGGAGCCGACACUUAUCGGAUGGAUCUCGGGCUCGAGCUGCCGGCAUGAUGAAAGAUUACGCAAUCUAGACUAUAUCACAUAUAUAGUGAAGAAGAGGAGAUGGACGGUUUCAGCCUUGUUUGUAGGAAUUUGUCCGUUUUUCACUCUCCGAAUUAGGAGAGAAAGGAGGCUAAAGGGCUCGUUUCCUCUUUUGUUCUUUUUAUCUUAAUUCUGUAUGUAUGUUCAUACUUAUAGCAUUUCCGUACAUGUGCAGUUUGUAUGACAUAAAAUAUAUGGAGAAUAUCAGUAUUUUUUCUUUCAUAUAAAUGGA